This is a messenger RNA of Trichomonas vaginalis G3, 576 nucleotides long. RefSeq names its product organellar and viral DNA polymerase type B. The coding region runs from base 1 to 576 and encodes 191 amino acids. Gene Ontology annotation, molecular function: nucleic acid binding; nucleotide binding. NCBI's taxonomy places the organism in Eukaryota, Parabasalia, Trichomonadida, Trichomonadidae. The record is from RefSeq and is a predicted model, not a curated record. The transcript has a single exon.
AUGUCUAAGAGAAUAAUGUGUGAAGUAUUCUGUACUGCUGAGGACUUAGGAAUGGACAUCUUUUAUAGCGAUACAGACAGUAUGCAUCUCUACAAUGAAUGUAUCCCUCGUUUAGCUGAAGAGUUUGAGAAACGUUAUGGAAGAGUUCUCAUUGGUAAAAACCUUGGUCAAUUUCAUAGCGACUUUGCAGAAAUCACAAAAGAUAAACAAAGUUUAGCAUACAAGUCAACAUUUUGUGGAAAGAAGACUUACAUAGACUUACUCACGAAUGAUUUAAAUGAAGUUGCAUUUCACUGCAGAAUGAAAGGCGUGAAGCAAGAUGUUAUUGCUUUAACCGCUAAUGAAAUGUUUCCUGACUCUGUUCAGUGUUUCUAUGAUGAAGAUAAAGGUUUAAUGGUUCCGCAAGGAAAAUUUGACAAAGACUCUGAGUUCAGUGUUAUGAAGUUAUAUAAAGCACUUUAUGACGGUCAAGAGAUUGGAUUUGACUUAUGUAAGUCUUCUAGUCCUUGCUUUGCUGAAAAGUUUAACUUUUCUAUUCAGACUAAGACUUCAUUCAUAAGAAAGCUUAAGUUCUGA